UUUAUGUUCUGAAGACGUGCGGCGUGUGGCUGAUUAGUUCACUGUAGUUUUAGAUGAUUCGGAACAGUUUUGAGUGAAUCAUGAGCAUGGACCUGACCUUCCUGGGCACGGGCUCCGCGUACCCGUCUCCUCACCGCGGGGCCUCGGCGCUGGUGCUGCGGACGGACGGGGAGUGUUGGCUGUUUGACUGCGGGGAGGGAACACAGACCCAACUCAUGAAGAGUCAGCUCCGAGCCGGUAGAAUCACUAAGGUGUUUAUCUCUCAUCUUCAUGGGGACCACGUGUUUGGGCUGCCCGGUCUGCUCUGCACUGUGAGCCUGAACAUGACCUCUGACCCCCCACAGAAGCCUCGCUGUGUGGACAUCUAUGGCCCCCGCGGCCUCAGGCACUUCCUCAGAGUCACACUGGGGCUGACAGCAUCACAGCUGCUCUUCCCUUAUGCAGUCCAUGAACUGGAGCCCACACCUGACCAGAGUCCAGAGGAAGGACAGCUCAGCAGAGAGGAGACAGCAGAGCACGGGUCCCUCCACCCUCAGGAGCAGGUGGGCCGGAGCGUUGCCCUGGACCCCUGCUCUGACACUUACCUUCUGUUUGAAGACGAGCACUUUGAGGUCAGGGCCUUCAGGUUGUAUCACCGAGUGCCCUCCUUCGGCUUCUGUGUCCAGGAGAGAGAUCGACCCGGACGACUCAAAACUGAACUGCUCAAGGAACUAGGCGUUAAACCAGGCCCGCUGUACGGCCGUCUGAAGUCUGGACAGAGCCUGACUCUGGACUGUGGGCGUGUGCUGACCCCUGCGGAGGUUCUCGAGGACGACAUUCCAGGGAGAAAGGUGUGUGUCCUGGGCGACUGCAGCUCUGUCCUGGGCCUGUCCCAUCUGAAACUGUGCUCCGCUGCGGAUAUUUUGGUUCACGAGGCCACGCUGGGAGACGAGCAGCAGGAGAAGGCAGUAGAGCACGGACACAGCACCCCAAUGAUGGCAGCUGCAAUAGCCCGAGCGUGUAACGUGCAUAAACUGGUGUUAUAUCAUUUUAGUCAAAGAUACAAGCCCCUCUCUCUGCAGAAAGAAGGAGAGGGGGACGAUGUUUGUGAACUGAAGAGACAGGCUGAAGAAGCUCUGCAGGGCACUGGCACUGAGGUGGUGUUAGCGGAGGACUUUCUCACUCUGCAAAUACGACUAAAAAGGACUAGAAAGUAGCAACAGGUAUUGUCAUUUCUCUUCACUUUUUUUCACUGCUCUGUUUUUUUGCAAUGACUUGUCUAUUUUGGUAAGGUUGCAAUUGUGACUAGUCAUCGAUUUAAAUAAUCACAUAUUUGCUGUAAUGUAAUAUUUGAUUGUAAUCUGGACUAUGCAAAACCUAAAACACAUGUGAACUGAUGUUUUAUAACAAAGAUGGUAACAAUGUUAAAUCAAAACAGCAAAAAAGAAUUUUAAAAAUGGUAGCUUUUCAUCAAAUAUACAUGUUAUUUGUAAAUAUUCACUACCUAGAAGCUUUCGAGCGCCACAAUUUGACCUUUUGUUGGUUUUAAAAAGAUUUAAAAAUUCAGUUUCAAAAUUCGCCAACAGAUUUUCCUUCAGGGACAAUAAAGUUUACCUUAAACUUAGUAGAAAUAAUCAUUUGACUAAUCAACUCAUUGGAGAAAUCAUUGCCGACUAGUUGACAACAAAAAUUUGUUGCAGCUGAACUAUUGUAACUAUUUAGGCAAAAUGGUAAUAUUGUGAAUUUACAGUAUGAAAUGAUAAAAAUAAUUUGACAUUUUAACUAAAGAUGACUGCAGAAAUAUUGUUACAAAGAACUACAUAAUUCUUUUGCUCUUCUGAGGUGCUAGCUGGCAACAUGGAAGAAACCUUUAAAUAUUUUUAAUACUAAAUUAACUAAAUCAUACAUUUAAUAUAGAGUUGUGCAAUAUGGCAAAAAUUAUGCAAAAAUUACAAACAUGUCAUUUGAUUGCACAGCCCAUAGUUCAUAGUAUCGUAUAGCCAGACUGGCGCCACCUAGUGCCUCCGCUCAAUUUCAUUUCUCUCCAGUGACUAGGUCAGGAAUCAAAAUGCAAUAGACGGUUCGCAAAAACCCCGGAAGUGCAAGUUCGGGCACCAACCAAUCAGCGAAGAGUCAUAUUCAGUGUUGUCAACGAUUCCCGAGAUCAAGAAUCUAAAGCUGGAAUAAAAAGAAUGUUUGGUGAAUCUUAUCAAGGGGAAAGACGUUAUUCUAACACUGCGAGGUCAGACAGUUUGUACAAAGUGAAAUGAAGUAAAACCGGCUUGAAGUAUCAAAUGCCUUUCAAUACUAAUAUUGUUUCAGGAAAAUUAUUUUUAAAAAGCUGAUUUUUAGUAAGCCACAAUCCUUUUUUUCUCAGCUGAAGAGUUAUGAACAUGAAAAAGUCUUAAUCUCCACCAUCCACGAAAGGUCUGUCAGAGCAUUUUAGGGAAUAGACAAUUUUUUGAUGUUGUAUCAUUUGUUCCCUGCAUAAAACUUGCAUGUUAAAAUAUUUUAACCAAUGUUUAUCUAGGAAAUUCUUUUACUCAGAUUGUUCAGACCAUUAAAAUUUGUGAGAGGAAUUGCACAAUUGUAUGGAUAAGUAUUUCUGGCCCAGGGUCCCUUGAGUAAACUAUCUAAUAAUGUCAUAUGCAGCUGUUCUGUUUGCCUGUAGACUUCACUAGCAAAAAGUUUCCCAAGACCAAAGCCGAGAAUAUGAAUUAAGUUUGAUUAAUAUAUUGUUUGUUUUUUUCUUUUUUUGAUAAAUAAAAGAGGAAGACAAGUGUUUUCGAACCUUUACCAGAGAUUUAUUUCUGGAUCUGUACACAAGGUAUUAAAGAACAACAGAAA
Molecule: messenger RNA, 2826 nt
Organism: Boleophthalmus pectinirostris (great blue-spotted mudskipper)
Lineage: Eukaryota; Metazoa; Chordata; Actinopteri; Gobiiformes; Gobiidae
Gene: elac1
Product: elaC ribonuclease Z 1
Exons: 5
Coding region: 81-1196 (371 amino acids)
Cellular component (GO): nucleus
Molecular function (GO): 3'-tRNA processing endoribonuclease activity
Source: RefSeq, a predicted model, not a curated record